Solea solea (common sole) is the source of this 5063-nucleotide messenger RNA. RefSeq names its product splicing regulatory glutamine/lysine-rich protein 1 (gene srek1). The coding region runs from base 1403 to 2581 and encodes 392 amino acids. Gene Ontology annotation, cellular component: nucleoplasm. The transcript has 11 exons. NCBI's taxonomy places the organism in Eukaryota, Metazoa, Chordata, Actinopteri, Pleuronectiformes, Soleidae. The record is from RefSeq and is a predicted model, not a curated record. Gene Ontology annotation, molecular function: RNA binding.
GGACUCACCAUUGCCUCCUCUCCUUAAAUUCAGCCCAUUGGUGCUUUCGUUGACUGCUGUAUUCUUUCUUUAUUUUUGUUUUUUGAAAGUUGUUUAAAUGGCUGGUUUUGGUUGUAGCCAUUUAAUUUGACACGGGUGGCUGGUUUUAUCACGUCAUUAGCAGGCUAGUUAAUUUUUCAUAGCACCCAGCCAAGGUUUGUGUUUGGUGUCACAAGGUGGUUUUUACAGAAAACCAUAAUGUACGUUGUAUGAUUUUGAAGCUGCAAGAUUAUUUUUGGUUAAGCUCUCUGUAAAGUCUGGAUUUUCUGGCAUUUUCUAAGUAUCUUAUUUCAUAUAAGAAAUUGCCAUUAAAUGUAAUGCACAGCUAACAAAAUCCCCCUUGUCCAUCGGUUUCAUAUUUGGUGUUGCUUUUCCUUUAAACUUCUCUCCCCCUUGGUGCCACAUUUUUUCGCUUGUGUACAGUCAAAAAAAGAAAAAACAAGAAUGAUAACACCUCUAACUUGAUGCUUUUUGUCCACGUGACUUGGUGCUGGAUGGCUACUGAGUUUAUUAAUUUGGUUUUGUAUGUUUUUUCUGUGUGAUUAUGUGUGCAUAUCAGAUGACUAGCCUGGCCCAGCUGUUACACUACACUAGCCUGAGUCAGGCAUUGUUUUCCAAGCCACUAUCCCCGAUCGGGCCAACGCAGCCUUCAAGGGGGAAUGUGACCAGGAGAAUAGCCCGCUGAACCUUCCAAGAUGGACACCUUGUCUCUUUUAUUUAUUUUUAUUUUAUUUUGCCGGCUGCAGCUUUUGUGUGAUUGAAUUCUGUCCAGGUUGCUACGGCAUACCGGUGGGAUGUGUGUCACACAUUGGAUGCUAGGAGGAUGACUAACUCUUUUACUCUCUUGUCUCCUACUCCCGUUGAUGUAGUGAAGGGCUAGAACUCAAGAAGUGAGACCCAGUUAUAAAGACUUUACUUUAUUUGACAAUCUAUUCUUGUAAAUUUGAUGUGGAUCUAGCUUCCGCACAAAAUGAUUCCAUUACACCUCAGAUGUUUUAAUUUUUUAAUAAUAACGUAAUUUUUGAACAAGGAAAUUCACUCAUGCAUUAAUGUUUUGCGUCGAUACUUUUUUGAAGCUAUUCUUAGCCCUUCAGUUGUUAGGAAACUUGUCAAAUUCAUGCUCAUUCAGCUACAAUGACCAUAACAUAUUGUAAUUCAGUAAGGAAAGAGGAAAAAAAUCCUAGAUUGAUUGAUUGAUAGCCUUGGUGAACAUUUCCUACAGUUCUUAAAAUUGUUGUUCUUUUCUGUAUCUGAUGUCCUGUGUGCUAUUAGUGAUGCAGCCAUUGGGGUUGUCUUGUGUUGCACACCUUUCCAACACUGCGAAACGAUCGCCCCACGGAAAAGCGCCCAUGCUUGAUAUCGUAUGGUUCAUGACCAAUAUGUUUCCAGUACAGGGAAAAUCCCAGAAGAGGCCAAGGCUUUGUCACUUUUGGCACCUGCCACUCCAGCACCCAGUGUGAUUCCUGGGGGGGGACUGCUUCCAAUUCCUACUCCAGCUCCGCUUCAGAACCUGAACCUUCCAGUUGUGAAUCGGACAACUGCCACUCUUGACCCCACAGCAUCAUCAGCGUCCUCCCAGCCCCCCCUCAUGGGGAAUGUGGAUCCCUCAAAAAUUGAUGAAAUCAGGCGGACUGUCUACGUGGGCAACUUAAAUUCACAGACAACGAAUGCAGAUCAGCUGUUGCACUUCUUCAAGCAGGUUGGGGAGGUAAAGUUUGUGCGAAUGGCAGGAGACGAGACGCAGCCGACACGUUUCGCCUUCGUGGAGUUUGUUGAGCAGGAGUCUGUUGCCAGAGCUCUGACCUUCAAUGGAGUCAUGUUUGGGGACCGACCGCUCAAGGUUAACCAUUCCAAUAAUGCCAUAGUGAAACCCCCAGAGAUGACACCGCAGGCGGCUGCUAAGGAGCUAGAAAGUGUGAUGAAGCGGGUGAGGGAGGCCCAGUGUACCAUUGCUGCUGCCAUAGAACCAGAAGUCGAGGCGCAACCCCCCAGUCAUACAAGAACGUCAAAACCAUCACACUCAGAAACACACAGGAAAAGGUCCCGCUCCAAACACAGAUCAUCACAAAAGUCGUGGCAAGGGAGCGACUCCCACAGCUCCCGAAGCAGCCACAGGAAGCGCUCUCGCUCCAGAGACAAGAGACAUAGUCGGAGUCACUCCAGAGGCCACCGGAGGAAGAGUAAGGAUCGAUCCAAGAGCCCUCGCAGAAAAGUCAGGUCACCCUCACCAAAAAGAGGUAAGAAAGACAAGAGGAGGGAUCGCAGCAGGGACAGAAAGGAGCGCUCCACGUCCAGGAAGAGGAGCCGCAAAGACGAGGACAGGAUAAAGAGCAAGGCCAAGCCGGUGAAGGCGGGAAAUGAACACAGCAGAAAAGAAAAGGAGGUCUAUGAAAGUGAGAGGGACGACUCGCCGUCACACAGCGAGGACAUGGCGCCAUCGUCCCCCUCUGUCCACCACAACGGCAGCUACAAGACUCACAAGGAGGAGGAGGAAUCCGGGUGCAGCCUUUACCAAAUGACUGUGACGACAUUAUUGAAGUGAAUCCUGCACCAUCAUUCACACCCUCCACCACACUAACACUUGCACCAGUGUCGUUUUCUUCCCGUUGUCACAUUUCUUUUUAUUUUCCAUUUUUAAAAGUGUAUUCAUGGCCCCUGUGAUACAACUCGUGUUCAGUGUGCAAGCGAAGGAGAGAGCGAUAAUUCAGUAAAUCAGACCUAGUCUCGUGUUAUCUGUUGGGCAGACCAGGUGAAGAUAACGGAACGUUAACAAAAAUACAGAAUACAGCAACUUAAGAGACCCUGAGAAAUGGAAACGGAUAAAGUAGCUGCCAUUACCCCAUCCUGGUCUCUGAUUGGCUAAUCUAGAUCAUUUUAAAAAAGACCAAAACAUUUCUCUCCAUUCCUUCAGUGACAAUGAGACCUUGCUCUCCAGUCGUCCAGAAAAGUCCUUUAAACCUCUGUCAUUGUCAUAACUUCUAUGACAACAGAACCUAACAGUCAUACUGCAGGUUGUAUGACAUAUAAUAAUAAUAAUAAUACAAAAAAAAACAUGUAGUUCAUGUCAAUAUGCUGCAGCCAUCUGCAUUAACAGUAAUGAAAUAUUUUCAUGAAUUUGAGAGUGUUGGCACUGACCUGUGUUAGUACAAAUGUCCAGUUUGCAUGAGGAUCAGAGAGAGGAGCUGUAAAGUGAUUAUUUAUUAUUAUUGUAUCUUUGCUCUAGUCGUGCAUUCUCAAAUGCAGGCAUUUAAAAAAAAAAAAAAAAAACGAGGUAAAAAAUGCUUGGGCUGGCAGCUAUUCUCGAUUUGUGCUUCGUACACUUUCUCACGCAGCAUUUUGUAAAGUUUUAUCGUCUCUGUUUCAGUCCCACUCUUAACUGAUUUAACUAUGAACUGCAGACCUUUAGCAGCUUCACUCGGGCUGUGACUUCUGAAUGAUAUUUUCAGAGAUAAACGUUGCCCAGUCACGCACUGCGUCAUUUGUGACCAUCAAAACAUUUAUUGGAAAAUAUAGAUUGUGAUAUAUAAUCCAGGAAGUUACAACAAGAUUAUUUGACCAACAGAAUCUUGCAGCGGUUUUUCUUCAAACGGUACAUUUCCUUAAAUACGUCAAAUUUCUUACAGUUUGUUUGUGGUCAUGUGAGUGAGUCUUGUUGUUGUGCUUCUGCAGAUGUGGACUCAGUGUAGACACGACGGCAACUUCCCAUAUUCUGCUUAGUGUUUACUGCUCGCGACACGUUCCUUCAUCAAAGAAUUGUAGAAUUGUGAAGCAAAGAAAACGCUCAGUAUUGCGACGGUGGACGGUCUGUUAACGCAUGGAAUCGUGUUGGUUUUAUGCUGUUAUGAGAAUAUACUGUUUCUUGUGAACCAGCCUCUCUAUCAAAAAACACAUUUUUCAUCAACAUGGAUACAUUAGUUUAAUGCGUGUACAUGUACCUGCUUUUAAAAAAAAAUAUAUUAUAUAACUAUAAUUCUGAUAAUUAGCUGUUGCAACACGAUUACAACAUCACAUCAUGGUCUUUUCUUCCCUGUUUUUCCAGUGUAAGAGGGGUGGGAGAAAAAUAAAAGAAUUAAAUAGUUGUAUUUAUUCAAAUUUAGGCCUAUACUGUAAAAUAACGCAGAAAGUCUGUUAGCUCGAUGCUAACACAGCUCACUCAACACAGAUGGGAUGGAAAAAGUGCCUCGACAUAGAUUGUACAGAAUAUUCUCAUAGACAAAAUGGAGACUUAUUGACAGAUGCAACCUGAAUUUAUCAUUAUGGAUGUUGGAUUACUGAAAUUAAGAUGAUCUUUAUACAUACAUAAAAGUAUUGUUCCCCUGUUUUAGUCUUUAAUAGUCAGACUUUUCGUGGACUCCUCCCUUUUGUGUGUGUGUGUUGACAGAGCCAGUAUUGAAUUAUAUGUGAGAGCAUUUACGUGUAAACUGGCCCCGGAUUAAGAUUAAGUUUCUAUGGAUGCUUGUUAUAUUUAAAAGAAGACUUUUACGCCCGUCGUCUUUACUGCUUGUACAAAUCUUCCAAUCUCUUUAUGUUGGCAAAGCUUCAGUUUGAAAUAGUGAACGUGUGAUAGAGUUUGGUGCAGAAUACAAACUUAGCUGUUAGUAUUUGAGGGCAUUUAUCUUUAUAUAUAUAUAUAUAUAUAUAAACAUAUAUAUAUAUAUAUAUCUGUGGAUCCACUUCAUAUAGUCACAACGUGUUCAUGCUUUUCCCCUCCAGCACACACAGAUUUGAUGAAACUGUUUUUGAAGAGAGUGAAUGUAUAUAUCUGUUUGGCUUCCGUUUGAAUCAAACAAUAUAUACAUACUCUUUCCAAAAAUAAUAAAAAAAUAAAGAGACUUUUCAUUCAGACAUUUAAUUUUAUUUCUCUGUUUUACCACACAGUGGAAAAUAAUCUGCUACUGAUGAUUUUUUUUCUUUUUUUUUGUAGUCUUUCAAAUGUGAUGUGGACCUUGGUGUCCCACAAAGAUGUGACCUGGGUACGCUGCAUUUCUGGCCGUGAUUAAAUUGUUUCAUGACCGACGGGUUAA